AUGUGGACAUACAGCUGAGUGCAACGUCUGUAAGCUCUUCUUGAUCCGCUUCUUGUAACGGAGUUUAAGAUGGAUUUAUAUUGUACGGGGGCAUCGGAAACUUUCCACGUUUAAUGUAGCUGGCGGCUGAAAGGUGCGAGGAGAGCUCUUCUCGGAGUAGAGGGAGAAGAAGAAAAGAUGUCUGAUAAAAUGUCAAGUUUUUUGCACAUUGGGGACAUAGUCUCCCUGUACGCUGAGGGGUCUGUCAAUGGCUUUAUUAGCACUUUAGGGCUUGUUGAUGAUCGUUGUGUAGUUCAGCCAGAAGCUGGGGAUCUCAACAACCCACCGAAAAAAUUCCGAGAUUGCCUUUUUAAACUCUGCCCGAUGAACAGGUACUCUGCACAGAAACAGUUCUGGAAAGCUGCGAAGCCAGGAGGGAACAGCACUACAGAUGCGGUGUUGCUAAAUAAAUUGCAUCAUGCAGCAGAUCUGGAAAAGAAGCAGAACGAGUCUGAAAACAGGAAGCUGCUUGGUACAAUUAUCCAGUAUGGUAAUGUCAUUCAGUUGUUACACUUGAAGAGCAAUAAAUAUUUAACUGUGAACAAGCGCCUUCCUGCCCUAUUGGAGAAGAAUGCCAUGCGAGUAACAUUGGAUGCUGCUGGAAAUGAAGGCUCCUGGUUUUAUAUUCAGCCCUUCUACAAACUGCGGUCUAUAGGAGACAGUGUUGUGAUUGGUGAUAAAGUAGUUCUCAAUCCAGUAAAUGCAGGACAACCUCUGCAUGCCAGUAGCCACCAAUUAGUGGACAACCCUGGCUGCAAUGAGGUCAACUCUGUGAACUGCAAUACAAGUUGGAAGAUUGUGCUUUUCAUGAAAUGGAGUGAUAAUAAGGAGAGUAUAUUAAAAGGGGGAGAUGUGGUGAGACUAUUUCAUGCAGAGCAAGAAAAGUUUCUUACUUGUGAUGACCACAGAAAACGGCAAUAUGUCUUCCUGCGAACAACUGGCAGACAAUCUGCCACAUCUGCAACAAGUUCGAAAGCUUUAUGGGAAGUGGAGGUGGUUCAGCAUGAUCCUUGUCGAGGUGGAGCUGGCUACUGGAACAGUUUAUUUCGUUUUAAGCACCUUGCUACUGGGCAUUAUUUGGCAGCUGAGGUAAACCCUGAUUAUGAUGAAGAGUUUCAAGAAUCAAGGUCAUCUAUGGACUCGGAGCAGGAUGUGCUGAGGACCCGUCUCCGUACAGUCCAGGAGAAAGUAAGGUAUACCCUGGUGUCUGUACCAGAUGGAAAUGAUAUCUCCUCAAUUUUUGAGCUGGAUCCUACAACUCUGAGAGGUGGUGACUCUCUAGUGCCAAGGAACUCUUAUGUGAGAUUGAGGCAUUUAUGUACAAACACCUGGGUACAUAGCACAAACAAUCCAAUAGACAAGGAAGAGGAAAAACCAGUCAUGCUGAGAAUUGGCACUUCUUCGCUGAAGGAAGACAAAGAAGCUUUUGCUAUUGUUCCUGUUUCUCCAGCUGAGGUGCGAGACCUGGACUUUGCUAACGAUGCCAGCAAGGUGUUGGCAUCAAUUGCAGGAAAACUUGAAAAAGGCACCAUAACCCAAAACGAACGGAGGUUCGUAACAAAAUUACUUGAAGACCUCGUAUUUUUUGUUGUUGACAUUCCAAACAAUGGGCAAGAUGUUCUAGAAGUUAUGGUCAAUAAACCUAACCGAGAGAGGCAAAAACUCAUGAGGGAGCAAAAUAUUCUGAAACAGAUUUUUAAGCUGCUGCAGGCGCCCUUCACGGACAGUGGUGAUGGGCCAAUGCUGAGACUAGAAGAGCUUGCCGACCAACGACAUGCACCAUUUCGACACAUAUGCCGGCUGUGCUAUAGAGUGCUGAGACACUCUCAACAGGACUAUCGCAAAAACCAGGAGUACAUUGCGAAGCAGUUUGGCUUUAUGCAAAAACAGAUUGGGUAUGAUGUUCUGGCUGAAGACACAAUAACUGCUUUGUUACACAACAACCGCAAGCUUUUGGAAAAGCAUAUUACUGCUGCAGAGAUAGAUACCUUUGUCAGUUUAGUGAGGAAAAACCGUGAGCCAAGGUUUUUAGAUUACUUAUCGGACCUUUGUGUGUCAAUGAACAAAUCCAUUCCUGUUACACAAGAACUCAUCUGCACUGCGGUUUUGGACCCGGCCAAUGCGGACAUACUCAUUGAAACCAAGCUGGUACUGUCCCGGUUUGAGUUUGAAGGUGUGCCAUGUGGAGAAACCCCUGCUGAGGACACUGAAGAGGAUGAGGAGGAAGUCUGGCUUUUCUGGAAAGACAGUAGUAGGGAAAUUCGCAGUAAGAGUAUCCGUGAAUUAGCUCAAGAUGCCAAGGAAGGACAGAAGGAAGAUGUGGAAGUUUUAAGCUAUUACAGAUACCAGCUGAACCUCUUUGCUCGGAUGUGUCUUGACAGACAGUAUCUUGCCAUCAACAAAAUCUCUGGCCAACUGGAUGUGGACUUGAUCCUACGAUGCAUGUCUGAUGAGAACCUGCCAUAUGACCUCAGAGCAUCCUUCUGUCGGAUGAUGCUGCACAUGCAUGUGGACAGGGAUCCGCAGGAGCAGGUCACUCCUGUGAAGUAUGCCCGCUUGUGGUCAGAGAUUCCAUCCAAAAUUGCUAUUGAUGACUAUGACAAUAGUGGCACUUCAAAGGAUGAAAUUAAGGAGAGGUUUGCACAGACAAUGGAGUUUGUUGAGGAGUACCUGAGGGAUGUUGUUUGCCAAAGUUUCCCAUUUUCUGACAAAGAAAAAAACAAGCUCACUUUUGAGGUUGUGAAUCUGGCCCGAAAUCUGAUUUACUUUGGCUUCUACAAUUUCAGUGAUCUCUUGAGAUUAACAAAAAUUCUUCUAGCCAUAUUGGACUGUGUUCAUGUCACUACCAUGUUUCCAGUUAACAAGCUGGAGAAAGAAGAUGAAGCCAAAGGAAGUAAUGUGAUGAGGUCCAUACAUGGUGUAGGGGAACUCAUGACACAAGUGGUUUUAAGGGGAGGUGGCUUCCUCCCCAUGACUCCAAUCAAUCCUCCUGAUGGUGAUGUUGUGAAGCAACAAAAUGAACCUGAGAAAGAAGAUAUACUUGUAAUGGACACCAAGUUGAAGAUUAUAGAAAUACUUCAGUUCAUACUCAACGUCCGACUGGAUUACAGGAUUUCAUGUCUUUUGUGCAUAUUUAAACGGGAGUUUGAUGAGAGCAAUGCUCAGAGUGAACUGCCAUCUGGAAGUGCCAUAGAAGGAAUUGCUAAUGUACCAGGAACUCUUGAUUUUGAACAUAUUGAAGAACAGGCAGAGGGCAUCUUUGGUGGAAGUGAAGAAAAUACACCAUUGGAUUUGGAUGAUCAUGGAGGCAGGACAUUUCUUCGUGUUUUACUUCAUCUCACAAUGCAUGAUUACCCUCCCCUGGUUUCAGGUGCUCUUCACCUUCUGUUCAGACACUUCAGCCAGAGACAAGAGGUCUUACAGGCCUUUAAACAGGUUCAGCUACUUGUAACAAGCCAAGAUGUUGACAACUAUAAACAGAUCAAGUCAGACUUGGACCAGCUGCGUUCAAUUGUGGAGAAGUCUGAGCUCUGGGUGUACAAGCGUCAGGGACCAGAUGAGGCAAUUGAUGCUGGAGAUGGCCCAGCAGGGGAGACAGAAGUGAAGACAAAGGAAGAAGCUGAUGUUGGUGGUUCUGACAAGUCUAGUAAACAUGAAAGUACCAGCAGCUAUAACUACAGGAUUGUGAAGGAAAUUCUGAUGAGACUUAGUAAACUGUGUGUCCAAGAAGGCACAACAGGUAGAAAAAACAGAAAACAGCAGCAGCGACUCCUGAGGAACAUGAGCGCUCAUGCUGUGGUGCUGGAACUGUUGCAGAUACCUUAUGAGAAGGGGGAAGAUAUUCGCAUGCAGGAGAUCAUGCGAUUGGCUCACGAGUUUCUGCAGAAUUUUUGUGCUGGGAACCAGCAAAACCAAGCACUACUUCACAAGCACAUCAACCUGUUCCUUAAUCCUGGGAUUCUGGAAGCUGUAACCAUGCAGCACAUCUUCAUGAACAACUUCCAGCUGUGUAGUGAGAUCAAUGAGCGUGUGGUGCAGCAUUUUGUGCACUGCAUUGAGACCCAUGGCAGGAAUGUUCAGUACCUCAAAUUUCUCCAGACCAUUGUAAAGGCUGAAGGAAAAUUUAUUAAAAAGUGCCAAGAUAUAGUAAUGGCAGAGCUUGUUAAUGCUGGGGAGGAUGUCCUGGUCUUUUACAAUGACCGAGCAUCUUUCCAAACACUGGUUCAGAUGAUGCGCUCUGAGCGGGACCGCAUGGAUGAGAACAGUGCUCUAAUGUACCACAUCCAUCUGGUGGAACUGCUAGCAGUGUGUACAGAGGGUAAAAAUGUUUACACCGAAAUAAAGUGCAACUCCCUUCUCCCACUGGAUGAUAUUGUGCGUGUGGUGACUCAUGAAGACUGUAUCCCUGAGGUGAAAAUUGCCUAUAUCAACUUCCUGAAUCAUUGUUAUGUAGACACAGAAGUGGAAAUGAAGGAAAUCUACACAAGUAAUCACAUGUGGAAGCUCUUUGAGAAUUUCUUGGUGGAUAUCUGUAGGGUUUGCAACAAUACGAGUGACCGUAAGCAUGCAGACACCAUCCUGGAGCGAUACGUGACGGAGACUGUAAUGAGCAUUGUUACCACGUUUUUCAGCUCUCCCUUCUCUGACCAGAGCACAAGCUUACAGGCUUCUCUUUUGGGAAGAGUAACUGAGACUCGUCAGCCAGUUUUUGUUCAGCUCUUGCAAGGCGUGUUCAGAGUUUACCAUUGCAACUGGCUGUUGCCUGUCCAGAAGGGCUCAGUUGAAGGAUGUAUUAAGGUCUUAUCAGACGUUGCUAAAAGCCGGGCAAUUGCUAUCCCUGUGGAUUUGGACAGUCAAGUCAACAAUCUUUUCCUCAAGUCUCACAAUAUUGUCCAGAAGACUGCUAUGAGCUGGAGAAUGUCUGCCCGCAAUGCAGCCAGGAGAGACUCUGUCCUUGCUGCAUCCCGGGACUAUAGAAACAUCAUUGAGCGACUGCAGGAUAUCGUGUCUGCUUUAGAGGAUCGUUUGCGACCCCUGGUGCAGGCUGAGCUGUCUGUCCUUGUUGAUGUUCUCCAUAGACCAGAGCUGCUAUUUCCAGAAAACACAGAUGCAAGAAGAAAGUGUGAGAGUGGAGGGUUCAUCUGCAAGCUUAUUAAACACACAAAACAAUUGUUGGAGGAGAAUGAGGAAAAGUUAUGCAUCAAAGUCUUGCAAACUCUUCGGGAAAUGAUGACCAAGGACCGCGGCUAUGGAGAAAAGCUGAUUUCCUUUGAUGAUGAGUUGGAUGUUACUGAGCUUCUCCCACCACCUCCUCCUCCACCUCCACCUCCACCUCCUCCUCCUGAACCAGAGGCUUCUCCUGAGGAGCUUGAUCAAACUCAACCACUGAAGCAGCUGGAAGAUCAAAAAAGGGGUGAAGCACUCAGGCAGAUUUUGGUGAACCGAUAUUAUGGAAACUUUCGGCCGUCUGGAAGACGCGACAGCCUCACAAGUUACAGUAAUGGGCCUCUGUCACCUGGGGGAGCUGGCAAAUCUUCUGGAGCAGGAUCAGUUGGUGGAAGUGGAACAACCAAUCGAAGUGAGAUGAGUCUGGCAGAAGUUCAGUGCCACCUGGAUAAAGAAGGAGCUUCAGACCUGGUCAUUGAUCUAAUUAUGAAUGCAGGUAGUGACAGAGUGUUUCAGGAAAGCAUUCUGUUAGCAAUUGCGCUCUUGGAAGGUGGCAACACUGCAAUACAGCGUUCAUUUUUCUGUCGGCUUACAGAGGAUCGGAAGUCUGAAAAGUUUUUUAAAGUGUUCUAUGAUCGCAUGAAGCUGGCUCAACAGGAAAUUAAGGCCACGGUCACAGUCAACACUAGCGACCUGGGCAACAAGAAGAAAGACGAUGACUCAUCUGACAGAGAUGUGCCAGUUCGGAAGAAAGCUAAAGAUUCAUCUGUUCAGAUAACAGAAGAAGUGCGAGAUCAGCUGCUGGAAGCUUCCUCAGCCACCAAGAAAGCCUACAACACUUACCGCAGGGAGGCAGACCCUGAGGAGCACUUUGCAUCCGGGGAGUGCCAAUCAAGCGCAGGAGACAAGAACAAAGAUGAUGGGGAGAUGAGUGUCAUUAUAGCUAUCAUGCAGCCCAUCCUGCGGUUCCUGCAGCUGCUGUGUGAGAAUCACAACCGAGAUCUGCAGAAUUUUCUCAGAUGUCAGAAUAAUAAAACCAAUUAUAACCUGGUAUGUGAGACUCUACAGUUCCUGGACUGUAUUUGCGGAAGCACUACUGGAGGCUUGGGUCUACUUGGACUAUACAUCAACGAGAAGAAUGUGGCGCUUAUCAACCAGACCCUUGAGAGCUUGACCGAGUACUGCCAGGGGCCCUGUCAUGAGAACCAGAAUUGCAUAGCAACUCAUGAAUCCAAUGGCAUUGACAUCAUUAUUGCCCUGAUUCUUAAUGAUAUCAAUCCCCUGGGAAAGAAGAGAAUGGACCUGGUGCUGGAGCUCAAGAACAAUGCCUCAAAACUGCUGCUAGCAAUCAUGGAGAGCCGGCAUGACAGUGAAAACGCAGAGAGGAUUCUUUACAACAUGCGACCAAAGGAACUGGUGGAGGUAAUAAAGAAAGCCUACCUGCAAGGUGAAGUGGAGUAUGAGGACAGUGAAGAUAAAGAGAAUGGUGAGGACCAUGCUGCAUCACCCAGGAAUGUCGGGCACAACAUUUACAUUCUAGCACAUCAGUUGGCCCGUCACAAUAAGGAGCUUCAGCAUAUACUGAAGCCGGGAGGACACAACGGAGAAGGGGACGAAGCCCUGGAGUUCUAUGCAAAGCAUACGGCUCAGAUUGAGAUUGUGAGGCAAGACCGCACCAUGGAGCAGAUCGUCUUUCCAGUGCCCAACAUUUGUGAAUUUUUGACCAAAGAGUCGAAGCUAAGAAUAUACUACACAACUGAGCGGGAUGAGCAAGGGAGCAAAAUCAAUGACUUCUUCCUGCGCUCAGAAGACCUCUUCAAUGAGAUGAACUGGCAGAAGAAGCUGAGAGCUCAGCCGGUGCUCUACUGGUGUUCUCGCAACAUGUCUUUCUGGAGCAGCAUCUCCUUCAAUUUAGCAGUGCUGAUGAAUCUUCUGGUUGCUUUCUUCUACCCUCUAGAAGGAAUCCGAGGAGGCACUCUGGAGCCUCAUUUAUCAGCUCUCCUUUGGACUGCAGUGCUGGUGUCUUUGGCUAUAGUCAUUGCUCUUCCUCAGCCUCACGGUAUCAGGACUUUGAUAGCUUCCACAAUAUUGCGACUUAUAUUCUCAGUUGGACUGGAGCCCACCCUGUUUCUUCUGGGAGCUUUUAAUGUCUGCAAUAAAAUAAUCUUCCUGAUGAGCUUUGUUGGGAAUCGAGGCACUUUCACGCGAGGUUACAGAGCUAUGAUUUUGGAUAUGGAGUUCCUGUAUCAUCUUCUGUAUCUGAUCAUCUGCAGCCUUGGGGUCUUUGUGCACGUGUUCUUUUACAGUUUGCUGCUUUUUGACUUGGUUUACAGAGAGGAGACACUACUAAAUGUAAUUAAGAGCGUCACUCGCAAUGGCCGCUCCAUUAUCCUAACUGCUGUCCUCGCUCUCAUCCUAGUCUACCUCUUCUCGAUUGUUGGUUACAUAUUCUUUAAACAUGAUUUCAUCCUAGAAGUGAACAGGAUACCAAACAAAACACUAGAAGCUGGUGCCAGCAUGGCUGGCGAGUUUUUCUCUUCCAGUGUGUGCCAUUUGGAAAACAAUGAAAACUGCUCAAGGCAGCUAGCUGAAGGUUCACAAAUGAAAGUGGAGGAUGAUGAAAAUAAGGAGCACACUUGUGAGUCUUUGCUGAUGUGCAUCGUUACUGUUUUGAGCCAUGGACUCCGGAGUGGAGGAGGUGUUGGUGAUGUUCUACGGAAGCCUUCCAAAGAGGAACCACUGUUUGCUGCUCGUGUCAUCUAUGACCUGCUGUUCUUCUUUAUGGUCAUUAUCAUUGUCCUCAAUCUCAUUUUUGGAGUCAUCAUUGACACGUUUGCUGAUCUGAGGAGUGAGAAGCAAAAGAAGGAAGAAGUGCUGAAAACCACUUGUUUCAUUUGUGGUCUAGAAAGGGACAAGUUUGACAACAAGACGGUGACAUUCGAAGAGCACAUCAAAGAAGAACACAAUAUGUGGCACUACCUCUGCUUCAUUGUCCUAGUAAAGGUGAAAGACUCGACUGAGUAUACAGGACCUGAAAGCUACGUGGCCGAAAUGAUAAAGGAGCACAACCUGGAUUGGUUUCCACGGAUGCGUGCCAUGUCGCUAGUAAGCAGCGAUGCUGAAGGGGAACAAAAUGAAAUCCGCAACCUCCAAGAGAAGCUCGAGUCAACAAUGAAGCUGGUUUGCAACCUGUCUGGUCAGCUGAAUGAACUCAAAGAACAGAUGACUGAGCAGCGAAAGCAGAAGCAAAGAAUUGGACUGCUUGGUCACCCGCCCCACAUGAACGUGAACCCGCAGCAGCCUGCCUGAGUAUCCUGUGCCUAGCUUGGGCAAUCAGUUUGCCAAAUCCCAGUGAUUGGAUGGAUCUGCCCACCAACACAGCCCCCCCCACCCCUUGACAAGUCUCCACACGGAAGAGCAUAUCCCAGCCCACCAACCCUUCAUUCCCACUUUAUUUAACUGUGCCAAUUAUUUUCAGGGAAGAGGAAUGCCUUUACUGGAUGAACUUGAGGAUUAGGACCAUACUGGACAAUGAAACAAAUAAAGGGCAACAGGAAAGACUUUGAGGACUACCAGUAUUUAACGUUUCAUUUUUGUAUGUUGUGCAAUAUGAAUUCAAUUUUAUGCAACUAUCACAGUGUGCAACUUGUGAAUUAUGUCUUAAAGGGAUGAUGGGUUGGGGGGGUGUCAUGUAAAGGUAAAUAACGGUCACUUAGAAGCACACUUUAACCACUGAAUUCUUUCAGGAGUUUACGUUCUUUCCAGCUGGUAGCACAGCUAGUGGUGCCAGUCCUUGCGCUGUAACAGCCAGUGUUGCGUCUCGGCCAGAGUUGUCAUUUGGGUUUGUGUACCCCUGCAUAUGUCUCAUAAGAGUAUCGUGAAGUACGUAUUAUGCUGCAUUUGUGGGCCUGAAUAACAGAUUCCUCGCUCUUGGAUAUUUGGGAGCUGUAUGGCCAGCAAUUUUGCCAGCUUCUCUCUAGGAAAUGCCUCCGCUUUCUGUUAAGAGACUUCCUGCCACUGCUGUGGGUCCAUUCAGCACCUUUUAAGAUGUGCACGAGGGCACCAAUUAGCUACCUGAGAAGAGAACCCCUUGGUCAGCCCGUGUACCGUCUCUAUGCUGCUUUAAUGGAUGAUGGCUUCCACCACUCCCAGAUGCCAGCUUUGUCAAGCAAGUGGAUUUACUGAUAUUUUGUACGUUUUGUCUGCUGAGCCUUGUACUCUUUGUAUAGCACACUUGUACUAAAGGAAAUUUUAAUUAACUGUGGGGACGGGAAAUGUACACUGAGUAUUAAUAUAAAAGGACUUGUUAAAGUUGUAAAUUCAUUGCAAGUUAUUUAAUAAAGUUUAUGAAGCAAUGUUUAAUCUC
Molecule: messenger RNA, 9571 nt
Organism: Erpetoichthys calabaricus (reedfish)
Lineage: Eukaryota; Metazoa; Chordata; Cladistia; Polypteriformes; Polypteridae
Product: inositol 1,4,5-trisphosphate receptor type 1-like
Exons: 62
Coding region: 178-8514 (2778 amino acids)
Biological process (GO): calcium ion transmembrane transport
Cellular component (GO): membrane; endoplasmic reticulum
Molecular function (GO): inositol 1,4,5 trisphosphate binding; inositol 1,4,5-trisphosphate-gated calcium channel activity
Source: RefSeq, a predicted model, not a curated record